Molecule: messenger RNA, 371 nt
Organism: Hibiscus syriacus
Lineage: Eukaryota; Viridiplantae; Streptophyta; Magnoliopsida; Malvales; Malvaceae
Exons: 1
Coding region: 54-356 (100 amino acids)
Source: RefSeq, a predicted model, not a curated record
CAACCCAAAAUCUCAGUCUUCGAUUUCAUCACCAAAAACCCAAUCUUGAAGCAAUGAGUAGUGGAGCAGUUGCAGCAAGCAAAGCCUGGGUGGUGGCGGCGACAAUAGGAGCAGUGGAGGCAUUGAAAGACCAAGGGAUUUGCAGGUGGAAUUACACUAUCAGGUCUCUUCAUCAACAUGCCAAGAACAAUCUCAGAUCUUCUUUCUUUUCUUCUUCUUCUUCUUCUUCUUCUUCUUCAGCUGUUGCUGGUGCUGUUUCGAAUAAGCUGAGAGAGGAAAGGAUGAGGAAGGCCGAGAGAAAUAUGAAGAAAGUCUUGGAAAUGAACUCUUGGGGUCCUACCACUGUUAGGUUUUAGGAUUAUUAUAAUUUU